Molecule: messenger RNA, 1673 nt
Organism: Drosophila grimshawi
Lineage: Eukaryota; Metazoa; Arthropoda; Insecta; Diptera; Drosophilidae
Gene: Adf1
Product: transcription factor Adf-1
Exons: 4
Coding region: 266-1066 (266 amino acids)
Biological process (GO): regulation of transcription by RNA polymerase II
Cellular component (GO): nucleus; transcription regulator complex
Molecular function (GO): DNA binding
Source: RefSeq, a predicted model, not a curated record
CUUUAUUUGACGUCGAAUCGUCGCUGCGGCUGGCUGUGCUAAAAUAUACACAAUACUAGAAAAGUAGACUGCGCUGCCUGCUGCAUUCUUGGAACAAAAAUUCACCGUUGGCAGCGACUGAGAGCGACUGAGGAAUAAAAUUGAACGUCGACGUCGCGACGUUUCCUCCUCGAACAGAAGACCAAAAUCAAAAUAAAAACAAAUCAACUAAAAAGGGUGCGCGCGCGCCAAUUAUUUAACAACAAUUAGCAAGCGAAAGAAGCAAAUGCACACGCUGAGUGCAGCAAUCGAAAUGGAUAAACUGGAUGCCAACCUGGAGCAGCAGUUUGAUCUCAAUCUGAUUGAGGCGGUCAAAAUGAAUCCCGUUAUUUACGAUCGUUCACAUUACAAUUACAAGCAUUUUGUGCGCAAAGCACAAACCUGGAAGCAAAUCGCCGAAACCCUCGGCGUCAGUGAACAAAAAUGUACAAAGCGAUGGAAGAGUUUGCGCGACAAGUUUGCGCGCGAAAUGAAAUUGUGCCAAGAAUCGCGCUGGCGCUACUUCAAACAGAUGCAGUUCCUCGUGGACUCCAUACGACAAUAUCGGGAAUCGUUGCUGGGCAAGUGUGCCAACGGUAGCCAGAAUUCCAGCCAGGUGGCGGAUCCGACGCAGCAGCAGCAGGCCCAGCAGCAGACUGUUGUCGAUCUGUUCGCACAGCCCUUUAACGGAAGUGCCACAACAUCCGCCCAAGCGCUGACCCAUCCGCACGUUGCCCCCAUAGAGAUAACGGUUACGGGCGAUGCACAACUUGCCACCGCAGUGGGCAAGGACCAGAAGCCAUAUUUCUAUGAGCCGCCACUGAAGCGGGAGCGGAGCGAGGAGGAGCACAGUGACAACAUGCUGAACACCAUCAAGAUAUUCCAGAACAAUGUUUCGCAGGCGGUCAGCGCCGAGGAUCAAUCGUUUGGCAUGGUCGUCACCGAUAUGCUCAACACGCUGGGCGUGCGGCAAAAGGCCGAGGCCAAGGUGCACAUCAUCAAGUAUCUGACGGACAUGCAGUUGCUGGCGCAGCACAACAAAUACUAACUGUCGAGCCGUUGCUUGCAUCAUCCCCAGCUGCAACUGCUGCAAUUGGAGAGUGUCCAGGAACUGAUGGACCCACGAUGGUGGUUACCCUGAGCAGCUCCUUCAUACAAAAUGGAAGAAUAACAAAAGAUGAGAAAACAAACAGAAAAAAAAACCAGAUCCCAAAACAGAAAGCGCCUGUUUUUUACCAACUAAGUCUUAAAAGUCAAACUAAAGCUUAAAAAUUAGUUCUAAAAAAAAACACUUCAUUUACAUAUAUACAUCUAUAUACAUUUUACAAUAAUGUAAGCACAAAUCAGAUAUAUAUAUACACAUAUAUAUGCUUUGAUCUGUCGUAGUCUGUCCCCGACCCAAAAUUUAAUUCUCUUACCCAGUUUAGAUGUGUACAAAAACAAAAAAAAAAAAAAGAAAUGAAAGCGGAAUCGAAACUGGUUCCGGAUACAAUUUAUUGUAAGAACAAUCUACAAGUGUUUUUUUUCCCGAAAACAUAUUUUGUAAUACAGCAGCAGCAUAUUGUAUAUUUUUGACUACCAUUUAGUUUAAACAUGCCAUCGGGUUUAGUUUUGUAAUUUGUAAUCGUAAGUAAAAUUGUAAUCACAAAAAACAG